AUGAACUUAUUCCUAAUUGUGGGUGGUCUAAUACUUUUGCAUUGCGGAUACUCAUCACAUGAGUACCACACCGUUUUGAAAACGAAGAACUCGUUCAUCCCUUCUGAAAUCAUCAUCGAGGUGCUCAUUGGCGUCGUCAUCAUCAACCUUGGAGCAUUGAGAGCAAUUCAAAACAGGUACCGAUUCGGCAUAACCCACGAUGACGUUGUGUGGCCGCCACUGACGUUUCUUUUGCCGAUCAACUUGAGCGAGGCCAACGCAGUGAUCAAUCUGUUGGGUGUGUGUGAGCAUGAAGAGUUGGACACGAGACGGGAUUUCAUUGAUGUCAAGCAAAAAAGGAAAGAGUAUGCUGAGUGGGUGGCCAAGCAGGAAGCUUAG
This is a messenger RNA of Candidozyma auris, 378 nucleotides long. RefSeq lists its product as uncharacterized. Gene Ontology annotation, biological process: protein folding in endoplasmic reticulum. The coding region runs from base 1 to 378 and encodes 125 amino acids. The record is from RefSeq and is a predicted model, not a curated record. Lineage: Eukaryota; Fungi; Ascomycota; Pichiomycetes; Serinales; Metschnikowiaceae. Gene Ontology annotation, cellular component: EMC complex. The transcript has a single exon.